AUGUCUCAGACUCAACCUUCGCUUCAGCCCGCGGCUAUAACAGUUUACGAGUCACACCUCAUAGCUCCAUCAACUCUGCUUCAAACUCCUACAAUGCCGUCACAGUGGCUUCAUCUCACACUCCCGGAACCGCGGCUUUUAUUGUGGUUGAAGAAGAAAGCAGAGGGAAGAGAGCUUGAUGGUGAUUCUUCUGAGGUGAUUGAAGAAUGGUGUGAAGACGAAGUAGAAGAUGAGAAGAAUGAGAGCAUUUUAGAUAUAUUUUUUGGUGAGUUUCCACUAUCCGAUUUUCCUCUGACUUUUCUAGUAAAGAAAUCGUGA
Messenger RNA from Vicia faba (fava bean), 318 nucleotides. NCBI's taxonomy places the organism in Eukaryota, Viridiplantae, Streptophyta, Magnoliopsida, Fabales, Fabaceae. The record is from the annotation of a GenBank genome assembly.